CAACACAUGGACCGAAAUUAAGUGGUUUCUGCACGCAAUUGGCAAACACUUUUCUACGUGCAGAUAUACCAUUGCACAAAAUUGCACAUCCGUGCAUGCAAGAAUUCAUCUCCGAGUUUACGGGUUUUGCAGCACCUUCCGAAAGUUCACUUCGAAGUACAUAUAUGCCAAAAUUGUACGAAAAUUGUCUGGAAAAAAUGCGUAAAAAGGCCGUGGACAAUUACAUUUGGAUUACUGUAGACGAAUCGACGGAUUGUGAACAAAGAUUUGUGGCUAAUUUCGUAUUCGGUGUUUUGGGCGUCGAAGAGGAGAAAGGCCUCAGUUAUUUAUUUUCCAUCAAAAUACUGGAGCUUGUUAAUAGCAACACACUUGCCACAUUCUUCAAUGACUGUUUAAGUUCACUUUGGCCAGCUGGUAUGUUUAGCAUGUAGUGAAAUUUGUAUUGAAAUUGUUUGUUUGUUGCUCAAAAAUAAAAUUUUACUUACAGGAAUACAAUACGAUAAAGUUUUGUUUGUUCGUAACGGACGCGGCGCCAUAUAUGACCAAAGCUAUGAAAAGCCUGAAAGUGCUUUAUCCAAAAAUGGUUCAUUUGACGUGUUUAGCUCAUGGUUUACAUCGCGUAGCUGGAACAAUUCGUACUAAAUAUUCGAACGUCAAUAAUCUGAUUUCAAACGUGAAAAAUAUCUUCGCAAAGGCUCCACUUCGACGCCAAAAAUUUGCGCAAGCGUUUCCAAAUAUUCCACUUCCACCUAGGCCAAUUAUUACUCGCUGGGGCACGUGGAUUGAGGCCGCCAUAUAUUUUGCCGAUCAUUUUGAAGAAACGCGUUCAAUCAUCAACUCUUUCGAUGCGGAUGAUGCUGAAUCUAUUCGAGCAGCUCAAGACCUACUGGCUAUGCCAAGCUUUAAGAUUGACUUAGCUUAUCUCAAAAGAAACUACUCGUGUAUUGUAACUGCGCUGAAUUCGAUACAAUCCCAAAAAAUUUUUGUGCCUGAUGGAAUUGACCUGUUCUUAAAAGUUGGUGUCCAAUUGAAAAAGGGGAACGAUUCAGUCAUUUGUCAAAAGUUUGAUUCUGUAUCAAAUAAGAAUCCAGGUCUGCGAAUUCUUCAGGACAUAUCGCGAAUGUUAGCAGGAAAUCUGAUUCAUAGUUCUACAGAAGGUGACGAUCUUAUCGCGAAUUUAUCACCUGGAGUGGAGGAUGUGCGUCUGAAGAUGGUGUGCUGA
Messenger RNA from Drosophila ficusphila, 1222 nucleotides. RefSeq lists its product as uncharacterized. Lineage: Eukaryota; Metazoa; Arthropoda; Insecta; Diptera; Drosophilidae. The record is from RefSeq and is a predicted model, not a curated record. The transcript has 3 exons. Bases 539 to 1222 code for a protein of 227 amino acids.